AUGUGGGGGACUCCGGGCCCGGCGGUGCGGAGCAUCCGUCCCUACCCGACCAGCCAGCAGUACCUGUACGCCAUGAAGGAGGACCUGGCGGAGUGGCUGAAGGAGCUGUAUGACCUGGACAUCGAGGUGGGCACCUUUGUGGAGGUGCUGGAAACGGGGGCUGUGCUCUGCUCCCACGCCAACAACGUCACCCAGGUGGCCGGGGAGUUCGCCCGCACCUACCCUGACGUGGCCCAUCACCUCCACCUGCCCACUGCCGGUGUCACCUGCAACAUCACAGCACAGCCAGGCACCUUCCAGGCCAGGGACAACGUCUCCAACUUCAUCCAGUGGUGCAGGAAGGAGAUGGAUAUCAAAGAUGUGCUGAUGUUUGAGACGGAGGACCUGGUGCUGAGGAAGAACGAGAAGAACUUCGUGCUGUGCCUGCUGGAGCUGGCACGUCGCGCCUCCCGCUUCGGCAUGCGCGCCCCGACCCUGGUGCAGAUGGAGGAGGAGAUCGAGGAGGAGCUUCGCCAGGAGCUGGACCUGCCCCCCACAGACACCCCCCUGCCCCGGCCCCCCAGGAAACCACGGGACCUCAACAACCUCGACCAGAUGGUCCAGCACCUGGUGAGCCGCUGUACCUGCCCUGUCCAGUUCCCCAUGAUCAAGAUAUCCGAAGGGAAAUACCGCGUGGGCGACUCCGACACCCUCAUCUUCGUCCGGAUCCUGCGGGAGCACGUCAUGGUGCGGGUCGGGGGCGGCUGGGACACGCUGGAGCACUACCUGGACAAGCACGACCCGUGUCGCUGCACCUCCCUCUCUCACAAACAAGCCUGGAAAACCAGGAGCCCGCAGCAGCAAGUGCAGCACGAGGUCUGGCUGUGCCCGGCCUUGAAGGCGGCCGCCCCCCGUGGUCCUCAGCCCACGCUGCUGGUCAGCCGCUCCCAGAGCCCCCUGCCCCCCGUCACCUGGGGGUCCCGUGUCCCUCCUCGCCCCCAGUCCCCUGCCACCCCCUCGGGUCACCCACAGGGUGCCAGCCCUCGCCGGGAGCCAGCACAGCCCCGGAGGGUCCCUUCGGGCAGGUAGCCACCACCAUCCAGGGCUCCUGCUCGACCCAGCUCCCCUGGCCACGGGGUGACGGGCCGGGCACCCACCCCUUCCCGGCUGACCUUGCCAAACGGUGUGGGGGUCCCUAAGGCACCACAUGGCAGCACCCCAGGGAAAACCCCCUUGGCAUCGGCACGGGGCAGGUCCACAACACCCAGCCCACGAGUGACACCAGCACGUCCAAGAAGCACCCAGCAAGGAGGAGAAUCACCUGUGGUGGCUGCCAGGCCACAGGAAACAGGAGCGCCCACCACAGUGACACCCCGUGCCCCCAGCCCCUUCAAGGGCUGUGCCCCCUCCUCACACCGAGGUGCCCAGGGAGACUCACAGAGACGGAAAAGCCCACGGGAAGGGAAACGGGGAGCCCUGAGCCAGGGUCAAUCCCCCUCACCCCGAAAUUCCUCCAGCCAGCCCCCAAAACAGAACUGCAGCGUUAAAACCCCCAUCAAAGCCAGCCCGGCCACCUCCCGGCCCUCCACCCCUCUGGCCCAUUUUGCUGAGGGAUGCAAAGUCUGUGCUGCUGGGGGUGGUCCCCAGGGGACACAGCAGUGCCACCCAGCCCUGAACCCAAGGGCUGGGGGUGCUGAGGGACCUGGGGUGCCAGGGGAUGAACCGAGGGGAGCCUGUGGCCCUGGUGAUGGGAGCAAGAGUCCUCGGGGGUGCUGGGGGCACAGACAGCCCCCCGGCUAUGACAGGGUGGUGGAGGAGCUCUCCCGCAGGCAGCAUCCCCUGUGCCCUGUGGGGCUGGGGAGACAGGUCCCCAAAACACCGCCACGAGCUGCCCCACAGCCCACCACCCUCCCAGUCAAGGGGGAAGCAGAGGGGCUGGGAGUGGGGUCCCAGACCCCGCAAGGAGUGAGGGCCAACAACGUCCCCAAGCCCCGGCGGUGUCUGAAGAAGCCUGAGCGUGUGCCCUCCAUCUACAAGCUGAAGCUGCGGCCCAAGGUGCGUCCCCGGCGGGACCACAGGCCAGGCAAGCGCCCCUCGCGCAUCCCCACCCCGCUGGGGCAUCGCCCACUUGCCCACCGGGGCCAGCAUCGCCCCCCGGGGCCGCCCAGACCCCCCCCGCCCGGCAGCACACGCCCCCCGGCCAAGCCCUCCCCAGCCGACUGCAGCGCCUGGCUGACCGAGGAUGAUGAGGAGUCCUGGGUCUGA
This is a messenger RNA of Lepidothrix coronata (blue-crowned manakin), 2244 nucleotides long. It is a transcript of the gene GAS2L2, whose product is annotated as growth arrest specific 2 like 2. The record is from RefSeq and is a predicted model, not a curated record. Gene Ontology annotation, biological process: microtubule bundle formation; actin crosslink formation; protein localization to microtubule plus-end. Gene Ontology annotation, cellular component: stress fiber; microtubule plus-end; cytoplasm. Gene Ontology annotation, molecular function: microtubule binding; cytoskeletal adaptor activity; actin filament binding. NCBI's taxonomy places the organism in Eukaryota, Metazoa, Chordata, Aves, Passeriformes, Pipridae. The transcript has 6 exons.